GUAGCCGAGGUCGGAGCGCGGACUCGCUCCCUGGAGACUGCGGGAGCUCGUUCGCCAUGGCGGCCGGGCCGAUCUCCGAGCGGAACCAGGAUGCCACUGUGUACGUGGGCGGCCUGGAUGAGAAGGUUAGCGAACCGCUGCUGUGGGAGCUAUUUCUCCAGGCAGGGCCAGUGGUCAACACCCACAUGCCAAAGGACAGAGUCACUGGUCAGCAUCAAGGCUACGGCUUUGUGGAAUUCUUGAGUGAGGAAGAUGCCGACUAUGCCAUUAAGAUCAUGAACAUGAUCAAACUCUAUGGGAAGCCGAUCCGGGUGAACAAGGCAUCGGCCCACAACAAAAACCUGGAUGUGGGGGCCAACAUUUUCAUUGGGAACCUGGACCCAGAGAUUGAUGAGAAGCUGCUUUAUGACACUUUCAGCGCUUUUGGGGUCAUCUUACAAACUCCCAAGAUUAUGCGGGACCCUGACACAGGCAACUCCAAAGGUUAUGCCUUUAUUAAUUUUGCUUCGUUUGAUGCUUCGGAUGCAGCGAUUGAGGCCAUGAAUGGGCAGUACCUCUGUAACCGCCCUAUUACCGUGUCCUACGCCUUCAAGAAGGACUCCAAGGGUGAGCGCCACGGCUCAGCAGCCGAACGACUUCUGGCAGCUCAGAACCCACUGUCCCAGGCUGACCGCCCUCAUCAGCUGUUUGCAGAUGCACCCCCUCCACCCUCUGCCCCCAAUCCUGUGGUGUCAUCAUUGGGGUCUGGACUUCCUCCACCAGGCAUGCCGCCUCCUGGCUCCUUCCCACCCCCCGUGCCACCUCCUGGAGCCCUUCCACCUGGGAUACCCCCAGCUAUGCCCCCACCACCUAUGCCGCCCGGGGCCGGAGGACAUGGGCCCCCAUCAGCAGGAUCCCCAGGAGCUGGACAUCCUGGACAUGGACACUCACAUCCUCACCCAUUCCCACCGGGCGGGAUGCCCCAUCCAGGGAUGUCUCAGAUGCAGCUGGCCCACCAUGGCCCUCAUGGCUUAGGACACCCCCAUGCUGGGCCCCCAGGAUCUGGGGGGCAGCCACCACCUCGACCACCACCUGGGAUGCCUCAUCCUGGACCUCCUCCAAUGGGCAUGCCCCCCCGAGGGCCUCCAUUUGGCUCUCCCAUGGGGCACCCAGGUCCUAUGCCUCCACAUGGUAUGCGUGGACCCCCUCCACUGAUGCCCCCUCACGGAUACACUGGCCCUCCACGACCCCCUCCCUACGGCUACCAGCGGGGGCCCCUCCCUCCACCCAGACCCACUCCCCGACCCCCCGUUCCCCCUCGCGGCCCUCUUCGAGGCCCUCUCCCUCAGUAACUUCGCAUUCUCUUUUCUCCUGGUGUGUUCUCCUAACACCUUUUCAAUUCCUCGGACCAAUCAGAGUUGUGUAGCUCCCUGGGACUAAGGCACUGAUGCCUCUCAGGCCUCUUUUUUUUUUUUCUUUUUUUUAAGUAAUCUUUUCACAGGAGGUUUUAUUGUUUUCUGUGUUGGUCCUACGUGUUUUACAGAUACACAGAGAUAAUAAAACUAAACUCCUUGUUUAUUC
Molecule: messenger RNA, 1560 nt
Organism: Pteropus alecto (black flying fox)
Lineage: Eukaryota; Metazoa; Chordata; Mammalia; Chiroptera; Pteropodidae
Gene: SF3B4
Product: splicing factor 3b subunit 4
Exons: 6
Coding region: 57-1331 (424 amino acids)
Biological process (GO): positive regulation of mRNA splicing, via spliceosome
Cellular component (GO): U12-type spliceosomal complex; nucleolus
Molecular function (GO): RNA binding
Source: RefSeq, a predicted model, not a curated record